Neocloeon triangulifer is the source of this 678-nucleotide messenger RNA. RefSeq names its product small ribosomal subunit protein uS3m (gene mRpS24). The transcript is spliced from 3 exons. Gene Ontology annotation, biological process: translation. Lineage: Eukaryota; Metazoa; Arthropoda; Insecta; Ephemeroptera; Baetidae. Gene Ontology annotation, cellular component: mitochondrion. The coding region runs from base 140 to 625 and encodes 161 amino acids. The record is from RefSeq and is a predicted model, not a curated record.
GCCCCGAGACACGCCCACUUAAAAUCGCGUGUUGUUAUUUUACAAUAAAUUUUGAUUCAGAUUCAUUCUCAUUUCGCUAAUUAAACUCGCUUUACGAGGGUUUUGCUUCCGUUUAUAAAAUUUUUAAUUUCCCAACAAAAUGCUAGCGGUCGUAAAUGGUUUGAAAACAAGAGUACUUUCACUGCAGCGGCUGAUCCACACCUCAGCGGUCCAAUGCAGAAAGACUGCAGGCAGACACAGACCUUCUCUCAAGGGAGACAAACCCCUCACUUAUGAAAUGGCAAAUGCCCCCCACACAAUCGCCCAUAGAAAGUCAUGGAAUUCGUGGAACACUGCAAACUUGGAAGGUGGUCUUCGUCCAGCUGAGACAGUCGUUGAGGACUUCUUUAUUAGAAAAUUCAUGAUUGGAACUUGGCACUCCCUGUUUGCCUCCGAAGUGAUCAUCAAGAGAAAUCACAACUUAAUCAGGAUUGCUGGAAUCGUCAGGCAAGCAAUUAGCGCUAGAAAAAUGUACUUUCUCAUUGGAUACACAGAGGAAAUGCUGUCACUCUGGUUGCAAUGCCCUGUAAAACUUGAGCUGCAGACUGUAAAAGACGGCAAAGACACAGUGUAUAAAUAUAUUUAGUUAACGGAAUUUCUCCAAUAUAGUGAUAAAUUUGCAAAAUAAUGAACGGAAGA